AGGGAGGCGGUGUGCAAGGCGACGUGCGGGUGAGGGAUCGGGGCGCUGCGACGCAAAGGGGCAGCGCGCAGGUCGGGGCCGGCUGGCCAUCUCGUGCUGGGCUUUUGGACGGAAAUCCUCCGAGCGUCGCGUGGGCUCCCUGGAGGCGAGGAUGGCCCGGGAUGCUCUUCCUUGGGGCGCGGCGCAGAAGUAGGGCGUCCCCCCCGUCGGGUCCGGACGAGCCAGAAAAGGCUUCUCCAGUCUGGUGCGCGGAUCUUGCAGGAGCGGAGAAAAGGGGGCUGGGUCUCCCCCCCCCCCCGCGAAGCCAGCAGUUCAGCAGCACCCAAAGAGCGAAGGUACCAGCCGUGAGCCCUCACCUGAAGCCACUUUUCCUGCCCAGCUGACUUGUACCCGACAUGUCUGUCAUGGUGGAACUUGGCGACCACCAAUCAGAGAGGAUGACGGCCGAUGACAUCAUUGUCAACACGCGCCAGGUGAUGAAGGGCCUGGAGGCCCUGCGGAGCGAGAAUGAGAGCAUCCAUCAUCGGCUGCAGGAGGCCUUGCUGAAGGAGCGGCAGCUGCUGGAUGAGAGGGAGGAAGCCGUGGCAUCAGAUGCAGAGUCUGUGGACGUGCAGGCUCUGGAACUCCUGGAGGAGAAGCAUGAUCUUGUCUGCAAAAGCUUGGAGGGGAUUGAGUUGGGCAUCGCAGAGGCCCAGAUGAUGAUUGCACUGUCCUCUCACAUCGGGGCUCUGGAAGCGGAGAAGCAGAAGCUUCGGGCACAGGUGAAGCGCCUCUGUCAGGAGAACCUGUGGCUGCGAGAUGAGCUGGCGGUUACCCAGCUGCGGCUGCAACACAGUGAGGAGACGGUGGCGCAGUUGGAGGAGGAGAAGAAGCACCUGGAGUUCUUGAACCAGCUCAGACAGUAUGACCCCAAAGAGGAUCAGGCAGAGAAGGACGACUCAGAGAGGAGAAAGGACAGUCUGUCUUCGCUGUUCCCUAGUGAUGAUGAUGAUCAGAGGCAGGGGGGACGGAGCACGAGUGCAAUCGCUUCUGUAGCUCAGCAAGGCGGUUAUGAGAUCCCGGUGCGCCUGCGGACGCUGCACAACCUGGUCAUCCAGUAUGCGUCUCAAGGGCGCUAUGAAGUGGCUGUGCCGCUUUGCAAACAGGCGCUGGAAGAUCUGGAGAAGAGCUCUGGACACAGCCACCCAGACGUGGCCACAAUGCUGAAUAUCCUCGCCCUGGUCUACAGGGACCAGAACAAGUAUAAGGAAGCCACGGAGCUGCUGAACAACGCCCUCAACAUCCGAGAGCAGACCUUGGGGGUGGAGCACCCUGCAGUGGCUGCUACGCUUAAUAACUUGGCUGUGCUGUAUGGCAAGCGGGGCAAGUACGAGGAAGCCGAGCCGUUGUGCAAGAGAGCCUUGGAGAUCCGAGAGAAGGUGUUGGGUACUGAUCAUCCCGACGUAGCCAAACAGCUAAACAAUCUGGCCCUCCUGUGCCAGAACCAGGGCAAGUUUGAGGAGGUAGAGCAGUACUAUCAGCGGGCACUAUGCAUUUACCAGACCCGGCUGGGCCCCGAUGACCCCAAUGUUGCCAAAACCAAGAACAAUCUGGCAUCCUCCUACCUGAAGCAGGGCAAGUACCAGGAGGCUGAGGAGCUGUACAAGGAAAUCCUGUCCUCGCAUGACCAGGAGUCGGCUAUCAACAGGGGUGAGGAGAGCAGAGUGGGACCUGGAAGAGGUGCUCAACAAGACCAGGAUGCCAUGUGGAGCCUGAGGCAGAGCAGUUCCUUCUCCCGCUUCCGUGAAUCCCUCAAACGUGGCAGUGAGAAGCUUGUCUCCAAACUCAAAGGGGAAGGGGGCCGGCGCCCUCUUGCAUCCUCAGACCCUGGGAUGAAAAGGGCCACUUCCCUCAAUGUGUUGCACAUGGGCGAGCGAGCUGCGGCUGCGUCCCCAACGCAGCCCCACAGGAACUUGACGGGGCCCCACAGCCUGAGCUCCAGCUCACAGGACCUCACACAUGGCAGUUCUACCUAGGACUGGCCCAGUCCCUGCCCUCCGUGCUUCCCUUGCCUUGCUCUCACUGCCUGAGGCUAGACCGGAGUCCGAGCCUCGCUCUCUUCCCUUCUGCCAGCUCCGGCCUCCAGCGUAGCUUGUGGGGCUGCUGGGGCAGGGCACGGCUGCUGCUUCCUGCGCCAAGUGGAGACCGCCAGCUGGAGCAUCCCUGGAGCGCGCCGACCCUUGGCCUCUGGCGCUGCCGUGGCUUGGAGGUGGAAGGAGGACGACAGGCUGCUAUUUCUCAGGACGUUGGGUUGGGGGCAGCCGACAGCCCUCCCCAAAGCUGCACAGACAAGAAGGCCUCCCCCACCCCUCUGCUGCUGCUGCUGCCUUCACUAUUGGUGUAUGGCCAGGUAAAGCUGCACUCCUCCAUUCCCUCCCCCCCCCCCUGGAAGAACUGCUGCUAUUUCUCUCCAGCCAAAGUCACUAUUUAUUCUUUUUAUGCAACAGGGAGCAUAUCACACACCCCCUCCAUCCCCUAAAUAAAUGGCUGUAAAUGGAUACUGGAUCAGU
Rhineura floridana is the source of this 2549-nucleotide messenger RNA. RefSeq names its product kinesin light chain 3 (gene KLC3). Gene Ontology annotation, biological process: axo-dendritic transport. Gene Ontology annotation, cellular component: cytoplasm; membrane-bounded organelle; kinesin complex. The coding region runs from base 396 to 2015 and encodes 539 amino acids. The record is from RefSeq and is a predicted model, not a curated record. Gene Ontology annotation, molecular function: kinesin binding. NCBI's taxonomy places the organism in Eukaryota, Metazoa, Chordata, Lepidosauria, Squamata, Rhineuridae. The transcript is spliced from 13 exons.